Messenger RNA from Oncorhynchus masou masou (cherry salmon), 1117 nucleotides. RefSeq lists its product as uncharacterized. NCBI's taxonomy places the organism in Eukaryota, Metazoa, Chordata, Actinopteri, Salmoniformes, Salmonidae. The transcript is spliced from 11 exons. The record is from RefSeq and is a predicted model, not a curated record. Gene Ontology annotation, molecular function: GTP binding. The annotation marks the transcript as partial.
AUGAUGUUGCGGAGCACAUGCACAUGGUCGCGGAGGCACAGAAUGUACAGACCAUGUGUAAACGAGACAGAUCUGAGUCUGGAGAACAUGAACAUCACACACACCGAGAGGGAGGGUGAAUGUGUACCCUCAGUCCUCAGGAAAGAGAUGUCCCUGUUGCCCAAACUGCCUGUCUAUCUAAACGAGAGACAGUCAGCUGCCGCUACGCGCAAGGCCCCGUGUGGCAGCUCUGACGCCCCAGUAGGCCCGAGGGCCUGGGGCAUCCCUCCAGUGCUGGCAGUGGGGACACCCGACCCCCUCCUCCCCCUCUUGGACAAGCCCCUCAGUCACCUCAGCCUCAAGGUCGGUCACCUGACUGAUCCUCAUGGUCCUCGCCCCCCUUCUGUGGAAUUACCACCCGGACAUGCCCUCCAUCGGCCAGCUCCUAGCAUCCAGAACCACGUCACCAAGACUGUGGCCUGUGACAUCGACCAGCUUAUUGAUGAGGUCUUCUCUGAGCCUCUGCCCCACAUCCGUCACCACCAGCCGUGUGAUUUAGGAGGAGGGGAGGAUGUCCCGAGCCACAUCCUGAGGGACAGAUCACACAUCGACGAGACACUGAGGCUGGCCUCUGAGGAGAACGCAGCAGAACACUAUCAUGCUGCUAUUCAGAAGUUACGUAAGAUCUACCACUCAGCCAUCAAGCCCAUGGAACAGGCCUAUAAGUACAACGAGCUCAGAGCACAUGAGAUCUCAGGCGGACGAACACUGGGGGAUGGGAACACAGAUGGGGAGAUCACCUCCAAGCCCAUGGUGUUGUUCCUUGGGCCCUGGAGUGUAGGCAAGUCCUCCAUGAUCAACUACCUGCUUGGCCUGAAGGACAGCCCCUACCAGCUGUACACAGGUGCUGAGCCCACUACCUCUGAGUUCACCGUGAUCAUGCACGGCGAGAAGACCCGCUCCAUAGAGGGUAUCGUCAUGGCGGCCGACAGCUCGCGCUCCUUCUCGCCCCUGGAGAAGUUUGGGCAGAGCUUUCUUGAGAAGCUGAUUGGCAUUGAGAUGCCCCACAAGCUGCUGGAGCGCGUCACCUUCGUGGACACGCCUGGAAUCAUCGAGAACCGCAAGCAGCAGGAGAGAG